This is a messenger RNA of Ylistrum balloti, 2007 nucleotides long. RefSeq names its product hemicentin-1-like. Lineage: Eukaryota; Metazoa; Mollusca; Bivalvia; Pectinida; Pectinidae. The transcript has 9 exons. Bases 1 to 2007 code for a protein of 668 amino acids. The record is from RefSeq and is a predicted model, not a curated record.
AUGGACACUGCUGGAAAAUUACAAGGAGAGAAACCAGAUGUGACUGGAUUAUCUGUGGUGGUCAGUCCGUCCCCUACAGCUAAUGUCCUGUCUGGUGAGACCCUAAGUAUCACGUGUCAGUGGUCAGCUGACUACACUGGCCAAUUGGCUUCUGUUAACUAUAGAUUGAAUGAUGAUGAUGGUUCGUUGGGUACAUUAUUUAUGAAUUUUGGGACAACAUGUCCGGAUACACCACCAAACGGACCAUCCUACACUUUCUCCUGUAACAGAGAUACAAGGACAAUGGAGAUCCAGAUUCCCGCCAAUAGUUACAGUCACGGCGACAGAUGGACGUGUGAGGGGAGAAAUAACACCUCUGACAGUACAACACAGACAGACACGACUACAGUGGACGUUGUUGUUCCUGUGGCAUCAGUGAUUAUCUCCCCUCCCACCACAGUGACUGUAGAUGUCGGUACCAACACCACCUUAACCUGUGUCACGCAGCCCCACAGUCGACCUACAGCCAAUGUCACAUGGUAUCGAAUGGUCAGUGGUCAGCCACAGAUGAUUACCUCCAACAUUUCUGUGUCGUAUGACGCUCAACACUCAGCUCUAUCUACUACCAGUGUUCUGUCAUAUGUACCAUCAAAGGAGGACAAUGGACGGGCCGUAUACUGCGUUACCGACGGUGGAUGGACAGGAAGUACUUCUACAACGAUAAAGUCAAAUGAAGUUUCACUCAAUGUGAGAUAUCCUCCGACUCAUCCACUCACUGUGACCGGAAACACUGACCCUGUAUAUGAUGAUGAUGACAUUGACCUGCGAUGUAGUAUAAGGGGAGGUAACCCAAUCGCUACUCUGUCAUGGAUGUGUCCAGGCCAAAGUGUUAUGUCUUCGCCGAGCGACACAUCGGACACGGCCAUCUCUGUUCUGAGAAUCACUCUGACACCUUUCUAUAAUGGUGCCAACUGCACAUGUACAGCUACUCAUCAUGUACAGGGUUUCACAAGUACUCACACCGAGGUUUUCAACGUCUACUUUGCCCCACAGAUUAGAGCCCUGACUGUGACAGACCCUUUCCCCUGGCUGGCCAGAGAAGAUUACGUUGGCCGUCUGUCCUGUGACACUACAAAUGGUAACCCAUCUCCUACACGGUACACAUGGCACAGGGACGGUUUAGUGGUCAAUUCUCUGACCUCCCAAGUGAUUAUGUUUGGACCACCGGUCAGCAGUGAUGACGGACGGGUAUACAAGUGUAGGGCAGAUAACGCUUUCACUGACAUCAAAGGAUCAGCUCCAGAGUCCCAAAUCACGUUAGAUGUACAAUUCGCCCCUGUGUUAACAUCUGACUGUCAGGUAAAGGUUAAUGAGACAGAUAACUACCAGUGUACCUGUACAGCUGUAGGUAAACCAACACCUGUUGUUACCUGGUUACCCCAGAAUUUGUCAUCUAACAAUGUCUUGAACUUCCUGUCCAUCAACAGGGACAAAGCCGGGCUGUACACAUGUAAAGUCACAUCGUCAUCAUCAAAGUUCGGGACACUACAAACUCAGUCUGUUCUCAACCUCGUGGUACAGUAUGCCCCGGAUGUCACUUUGCUGGCUCAGAAUUCCACUGAAGAUGUUCGGUCAUUGGUGAUGACAUGUAAUGCGUCUGGUGUCCCUAACUCGUACACGUUUGGUAACUGGGUACAUAAAUAUGACAACACCCUUAUCAGGACCCUUACUGGUGACGAGAAGACCCAAGGGAGAACUCUCACACUAGACACGGUGUCGUAUCAGGACAUCGGUACCUACACAUGUCAGGUACAGAACUCCAUCACGGGAAGGAAUGGUCAGCUGACACAGACAGGAACAGCUGUCUUUGAUGUUAGAGUGACAGUCGCAUUCGGGUUUCCAGCGGCCAUGCCACGGUUACACAAGACAAUAUGCGACCUCAUAUUUGACUUGGCUACUCAACAGAUCAACAUCCACAGUAUUGAACUGGCAAAACUGGAUCUCCAUCCCCUUCCCUUUCGUGACUAG